This is a messenger RNA of Plasmodium inui San Antonio 1, 1959 nucleotides long. RefSeq lists its product as hypothetical. The coding region runs from base 1 to 1959 and encodes 652 amino acids. The record is from RefSeq and is a predicted model, not a curated record. NCBI's taxonomy places the organism in Eukaryota, Apicomplexa, Aconoidasida, Haemosporida, Plasmodiidae. The transcript has a single exon.
AUGAGAAGGUAUAGAAACCAACAUGUAGGCGAAGGAAAAGGGAAGAGAAAAAAAAAUGAUCAUGGUGAUGAGGUGGACGUGGUAGGGCCAGCUGGGACUGGAAAAGAAGCCGCCGCAGGAGGGGGAAAAGGUGGACCUCAAAAAAGUGGGAAGGACGUCGAAACGUUUAAUCCGCAACUCAGCGCAAGGGAGCUGAAAAAAAUUCAGUACUACGAAAAUAUGUUUAAGAAAAUGGAAAAGGAAAGGGAGGAGCGCCAGAACGAGGGGGACAACAAGGGGAAGAGCAAAGGUAGCAACGCGAGCAGAAUGAAGAGGGAGAUAGAAUCGAGCACUAAGGAAAAAGGGGAAGAAUCCAGUGAAGGGGCACUUGAAGAGUCAGGAGAAGUGGCAGGCGAAGCAGCGGUCACGGAGGAAAAAGGAGACGACGCUAAGCAAAGUGCCGUGAAGGAAACCGCCCAGGAAAACAACCAAAAAGGGGAAAAAAAUGCGAAAGAUGCAAAGGAAGCGAAACACAAGCCGAAGAAAGCGAAACCAAGGGCGGAACCAAGAGACGCAUGUGCAUAUGCAGUCGGCAGGGAGAAAAAAGAUGAAGCACAUUCGAUGGAUGGUAACGAACCUGACAAUAAUAAUAAAUGGAGAAAAGUAGAGGAGUUGCAAACUAGAAUUAAGAAAGAGGAGUUAAGGAUGGACAAAGGUAUGAGUUCCAAAAUAAGGGAAGGAAGCAAUAAGGCUGUUACGCUGAAAGGAAAGAAGUGCGUAAAGACUUCGAACCCCUUUGUGAGUGAUAUUGAAGGAGGAGGAGGAGAAGAAGAAGAUGAGUUGCACAGUGCGGAGAGGGACCUCCCACGUGGUGAUAGAGACAACGAUCACAGUAGUGCUUCCCCAAAGCAUUAUACAUAUAACAAGAACGGAAUGGCAGAAAUAGGGAAAGGCGAUAAGGUAAAGGAAGAAAAUAGAAAAAGUAGUGGAAGCCACAAAAUGGAUGGCGAAAAGGAACACGAAUCAGACCAUGAUGUAAAUUAUGAUAAUGAUCCGAAUGAGACGAUAGAGUUCAAAGAGAAGAGGAAAAUUUCCUCAGAAGCUGAAAGGAAAAAAAGGGUUUUAAAGAUUAAGAGGAGCUUCUCGGUGAGCUCAAAUAUAAAUGAAUAUUUUUUAGACACAAGUUCGAUACAAUUGAUUAGCGAUAAUGACCCAAGUGCGUACGGAAAGGAAGAACAGAGUUCAGGAGAGGACAAUGAAAAGGAGCCAACUUUUAGUUACAAAAAAAAAAAACUCCUACAGUUAUUAACGCGUACAGAUAGUAAAGACAAUGACACUGUUUACCCUUUGGUUGUAGCGAAUAAUCGCAGUAGUAGCAAUAACACCGAGGGGGGAAAUUACCACUUGGCCGAUUUGGAUAAAUGGCUAACAUGGAGAAAUAAAAAAAAUUACAACAUUUGCUUCGAUUCGAAUAAUAGGGGUAGGAAGCGAAACAAAUGGCACAUUGUACGGAGUUAUGAUGAGCCCCGCAUCGAAACAAGUGAACGUGUCGACUUGCAUCCAAAUGGUAAAGAAAAUUUUGUUGAUGUACAAAUGAAUAUGAAUGGAAGAUCAAAUGACACAGAAUAUUUUAUCAAUAGGGAAGAUCUACCCAUGGGAAAGAAAUUAUUUUGUGAAAAAAAAUUCAACCGGAAAUGUGCAGAAGGUAGUAGCACCCAAAAUAUGAUGAUGCAUCGUAAUAAAGAAUUUGAUGUAAAUUGUUGCAUUAGGAAGUAUCUUGAUAAUAUGCGGUACACAAAUUUAAAAAAAUUAAAAAAAGUGAACAGAGGCAAUUUAAAGUUGUAUGUGAAGGGGUGUACAAAUUUUUUAAACUUUGACAAGGUGGAUAGCGCCAUCCUGUCCAUGCGGAAAUUCCAGGAGGCGCUGCAGCGGAGUGGUGGCGUAGGUGGGGGUGGUGAGGGAGACGGAGAUCUUUUGUAA